AUGUGUCCACCUAUCUCCGGUGCUGCAGCCGCAGCCAGCGCGCCCUCUAGCUCCAAUCGUGCAGGCACGGAUGAGCGCGCAUUAGAGCACAUACCCAACGACGACCUCUCCCGUAACGUUUAUAGCUACGCUGCCAAUAAUUUACACCCUUUGAUCCUAGCUCACAGCUUGCGCGUCUACCUCUUCGCCAAAGCUCUCGCUGAACGCGAACACUCCGACUGGGCCACUCCCGACCGCCUACCCCUACUUUUUACAGCAUGCAUAUGCCACGACAUGGGCACCUGCGCCUCGCACGACGGACCCCAGCGCUUCGAAGUCGAAGGCGGCGAUGCUGCAGUCUCACUCCUCACCCACCACGGCGGCAAUGUCUCGGAACAGGAUAAGCACGAAGUCUGGGUCGCCAUCGCUCUGCAUACUUCUCGUGGAAUCGCUGAACGUAUCUCUCUUCUCGCCCGUCUGGUUCGGUUGGCGGUUGGGAUGGAUUUCAAGCUUUCUGCUGCGAUGCCGCUUACGACUGCGGAGGAGGUUCAGAGGUUUGAGGGGUUGUUCCCGCGUGGGGAGAUUGAGAAGGUGCUGGGUGAUGCUGUCACGGAUCAGGUUCUCGGGAAGCCGGAUGAUGAGGGAAGGGGUGUUAAGGCGCCUGGAGCUAGUUGGCCUGGUGAUUUGGUUAGGGGGAAGGCGGAAAACCCAGAUUGGGAAGGGGUGAACAAGGCUUUCUGA
This is a messenger RNA of Anthostomella pinea, 720 nucleotides long. The record is from the annotation of a GenBank genome assembly. Lineage: Eukaryota; Fungi; Ascomycota; Sordariomycetes; Xylariales; Xylariaceae.